AUGUAUAAUAAACAUCAUCUCUCUACCAAGAACCUUGAUGGACCAAAAUUAGAUACAACUCAAGUUAGACGUAAAAGUUGUGUAUGUGAUCAAUGUGGAGAGACAGCACUAAAAGAAAAUUAAUUACCUAAUCAAUUAUGUGAAAUAGCCUAUCAUAAGAAAGCAAGAUUAGAAGAUUUAUUUCUAAAUAAAUUGGAUGGAGCAAAGAAAUAUAUAAGAAAUGAUCAUAAAAGAAAGAAUUUCAGAAUCUAUGCAAGAAAUCCUUUAUUCAUUUUACGAUCUAAACCUGAUCUAGAUGAAAGUAUACAUUAAUAAACAUCACCUACAAAAACUAAUUCACCAGAAUAAUAACGUAUUAAAACUGAAUAACCUUAAAUUCUUCAUUCUCGUAGUCAUAAAUAUGUUCCAACUUCAAAUUUCUUUUUACAAAAUAUCAAAUAAUAAGUCAUAAGACAAGAAAAAACCAUUAACAGAUUACUCAAAGAUCGUAAAACUAUAUAAUCUGUAUAAUUCUCACCAAGUGGUAGUAUUCCAAUAAAUAAAUCUCAUCAAAACAAUAAAAAAAUCUAUUUGAAAUAAUUAAAACCAUUACCAAAAUAAUAACAACUUCAAAGCAAAUUUAAAUGUCUCAUUAGAUAAUUCUUUAACUCCUCUAAAGCCAAACAAUACUGA
Molecule: messenger RNA, 672 nt
Organism: Paramecium pentaurelia
Lineage: Eukaryota; Ciliophora; Oligohymenophorea; Peniculida; Parameciidae
Source: the annotation of a GenBank genome assembly